This is a messenger RNA of Myiozetetes cayanensis, 21171 nucleotides long. It is a transcript of the gene PIGN, whose product is annotated as phosphatidylinositol glycan anchor biosynthesis class N. Gene Ontology annotation, biological process: GPI anchor biosynthetic process. The record is from RefSeq and is a predicted model, not a curated record. NCBI's taxonomy places the organism in Eukaryota, Metazoa, Chordata, Aves, Passeriformes, Tyrannidae. The transcript is spliced from 29 exons. Bases 5499 to 8558 code for a protein of 1019 amino acids. Gene Ontology annotation, molecular function: mannose-ethanolamine phosphotransferase activity. Gene Ontology annotation, cellular component: endoplasmic reticulum membrane.
GCACGUUGUUUUCAGGAAGCUGGGGGUGUUUAGCCAGGAGAAAAGGAGGUUCAGGAAAGAGCUUAUUGCUUCUACAACUACCUGAGAGGAGGUUGUAGCGAGGUGGGGGUUGGCCUCUUCUCCCAGGUAACAAGCAAUAGGAGGAAAGGAACUGACUUCAAGUUGUGCCAUUGAAUUUUUUUCAUAAUAUCCAUUAGAUUGUAUAUUAGUAAAAAUUUAUUCAUUGAAAGGAUGGUCAGGCAUUUAAGCAAGCUGCCCAGGGAAGUGGGGGGAUCACUAUCCCUGGAAGCAUUCAAAAGAUGUGUGAAUGUGGCACUUAGGAACGUGUUUUAGCAGUGGACUUGGCAGUGCAGGGUUAAUGGUUGGACUCAGUGAUCUUAGAGGUCUUUUCCAACCUUAAAGGCUCUAUGAUUCUAUGAAGUUGUGCAUCUGGAAGUUUGAAGUUACCGGUCUUGAAAAGAUGAUGUGAAGUGUUACUUUGUGUGUUGCCUGAUGAGAAACUCCAAGUCAGAGUGUAGCUACAGGUACUCUUUGCUACUGAAGGAAGUUCAGCUCAUUAAAAAUGAUGUGGAACAAGGCCAGCAUUGGUUUCUGUUUUGUUUCUUUCAAAUUAUGUUCCAUUCCCACUAAUGGGAGCUCUGUGUAAAGCUGAUUCAUUAGGAAUUACUUACUGGGGCUGAACUCUUGGUAGUAGAAUAGUGGGAACGUUUUGCAGCAAUAUGGAGACCUAAAAGCACUGUUGGGUGCUGACUGCAAACUCUUCCAUUCACACGGUGGUGUGCCGUAAAAGACUGCUGCUUUCCUUCUGGUUCAGAUUUGCAUAAUUUUUUUUGUAAACUGCAUGAUCAAUUUUGCAUCCUGUCCCACAAAAAACUUUGCAUUUUAUCACUACCUUACUGUUUUAUGUUGUUGAUACACAAAAAGAGCGUUGAGCGGCAGAGCAUGAACUGGUUGUGGCGUGAAGUAAAAUGGUGCUGUGUUGAAAUUUGAGUAGGAUCACAAUAAGAAUAAGAACAAAAACAUUUUACUGUUGCUGCUCCGGUGGAAUUAGGAACCCUUAAAGAAACCUUCUGCUUUUUCCUUUCCUUCCCUGGAGAGCUAAAGCAUAUUCAGUACAAGCUUGUUAAAAGCCUAGUCUGGUGUUGUGCCUCUUCCUUUAUAAAGGAUGGAGGGAAAGCCCUGCCGGUGUCCUGCAGCGGCCUCUGGUGACGAUGGGGAGUGCUCGCAUGUGACUCGAUUACAGGGAAGGGUUACCCUGAGGGGAGUCCAAACGCUCAAUUCUACCUUUUUUUAUAAGAAAGUAAUUUCUGCCGACUCCAGUGUGCUGUUACAGUAAGGACUAACUUUUUUCUCUCUUCCGCACCGAAAAUAACCUAAAAACAUUCAUUCUUUCAGUACUUUGGAAGAGGCUUGUUUGGGUUUGUGAAACAACUGAAACAUUUACACAUGUCGCUCAGUUGCUCCAAAAUAAUUUAUGGAUGACUGGGACAAAGCUAACGUAGCUAAAAUGUGUAUUACAGAGUGUAGGUAGAAAAAUGUGCUUCUGACAACUUACUUUAAACAGUUUCUUAGGUACCAAAGGGCUAUUGCUUUGAGAAACCUGAAAAUAAAGCCUUGUAGUCUAGUACUGUGGAGGAUGUGUGAGGGAGAAUAAGACACAUGAGUUCUGGAAAUAGAGCAUUAUAUAGGUCUACAUGAGGCAGACAACUGCAAAUUAAUUUUUUCUUAAAUUAUUCAGUAGUCAUUCUGAAAGAGGCAGAUUAUUCAUCAAACUGCUUUGUCUUUUACUGGAGUUGGUGUUUCCUUCUAACUUUUAAAGGAUUUGAGUUCUGUGUCUGAAGAACAGCAUACCAAAAUACAUUGUGGAAAGCUGAGUAUCCAAAAUCCAAGGGGCUUGUAGAAUAAAGAUCUUAGGAGAUUUUUGGAGGAGGUGGUGUAUAAGCAAUUUUUUCAGUCUGUGCAUGGGUUUUUUUUUAAUGAACUUUUAAAGUUAUGGUUCCUGAGAUGGAAAGGAAGUAGAAAAAAAAUCAGCCUUGGCUUUUACUGUGUUCAUAUCAAUAGGAGUGUAAAAUCUUGAGCUAAUGGUUCAAAGUUUGAUGAACUUAAACAUGACCAGUUUCAGGUUCCCUCUGCUAUUUGGUGGGGUUGUGGGUGUGUAAAGUGUGCUUUCUUUCUGUGCUACUGUGGCGCAGCAUCAGCUGCUUUCACUGUGAGUGAACACGCAGUUUGACUCAAGCUAUAAGGGUUUUCUGUUUCAGCUUCUAAAUGCAAGAUUAAUUUCUUUUAAAGUAAUUAAUUCUGUUAGAUAAUUAUUGGUUUAUUUCUGUGCUGAAUACUUGACAUAUAUGAAAUAAUGUGUUCUAAUGAAUCCUACAGUGAAGUAGGGUAGUUUUGGGGUUUUUUUGUCUGAUUUGAAUCUCAAUCAAGGCACAGGGAACAAAAUAACGGAGGCAAAUCUGAAACAAAUCUGAUUUCUACUUUAAAAUAAUGCUGAUCUGUGCGUUCUGCCAACUCUUGCUCAAGUUUUCUUGUAAAACUGAGCUUCCUGAAAGAAUCUUUGUCUAUACAUGUUUAUUUAAGACUAACUUUUACCCCCUUUCAAAAGAAACCUAAAGGAAGUUAUGAUUUUUAUGUUUGCCUUCAGACCUUAAAAAAUGAACUUUAGUGCUUUGUAAACUCUCUAAGCUCAAAAAUAUUUUGAUAAUUCUGCAGGAACUGAAUAAUGCAACUGUUGAGACUCAUAAUGUUGGUAGCUUGUGCUUAAGGACCUCUGCCAUCUCUCUGAAACUGUAUCUGUCUGUUCCAGAUUUAAGAGUAUGUUUCUUAAUGAGAGUAGCCUGUAUCAGUAGUUAAUAGUUACUUGUGUGUUACCUACAGGUGUAGCUUUACCCCGAGAAACUGACUUUAAAAAGUGUUUGUUAAAUUGAGAUUUUAAGUAAAAGUAGUACAGCAAUGUGAGGGGGCUCUCAGAAAUAUUUUCAGCCUCACUAAAAUGCGAUAAUGACGCGUGAAAUUGGAUAAGGACCUAAAUUAAACAAAACAAACUCCCAAAAUCACUUUGAAUUCAAGUUUGGCUGUGUUUUUCUACCUCUGAGACUACUCUUUUGAAACAUUACUGUGAACAGUGAAUAUUUGAAAGUCUACCAUCAAAAACAGAGCAAGCAAACCCUCAGAGCCUAAGAACUAUUUUAGAAAACUUGUUCAAGCUUCAUUAUGCAUGUAUUUAUGUUUUUGCGAGAAUGAACAGAUGGAAAAAAUGCUGUUAUGGAUGAGUGAGGAGACAUAAAUUGCAAAUCAAAAUGUGACCUUUUAUGACACCACAAACUCUUGAGUGUUGAAUUGCUUGGGCUUCGCUCACCUUAGCCUAAAAGACAGAGUGUGUUGUGUGAAGUGUAGGUGCCCAGAAAGCUCUCGUAGAGGCUAAUAGACCCCUCUGAGAUGUUGUGCCUUGCCUUGCCUCGCGGUGGGGAAGGGAGAUAGUGCACCAAGUAAAGUAGGAAAAUAGUCACUAUAAAGUUGUUCUUGAGUUCUAAGGUCCAAAGGUACAAGUUUAUAUGACAUGCUGUUUUGCCUGAAUUUGGUAAGGUGUCUUCUACUGAAACUUUGUGGAGGUCAAGACAAUUAAGGCUUGACAUUGAAAAGGUCUUAUUGACCUUCCUAUCAUAGCAGAAACAUGGCCCAACUUGCAGGAAUGCUGCUAUGCUAACCCCAUGUCACUGCUCUGUGCUUUUUGGACUUGUCUACUUCACAUUCCUGGGCAGAUGGAGCUCGUUAGCCCUUAAAAAGGCAACCCAUCUACAUCCUAAGGACCUCGCUGCCACCGUCCAAGCUCGCUUGGCCCCGGCAGAUGAACCUUAGGAUUAAAGGGUGGGCUCAGUUCCGCGCACACUGUGUCUCACCUAAAAAAUCCAAUGCGCAGGCUGGAAGGUGUAAAGACCUUCCUCGGAUCUUCGCUUGCGAAGACUGGCUGUUAUUUAUUUACUUCACAUUAUUCCCCUUCAAUUUAGUACUUUCACAGUUUUGGGGAAAAAAAAAUCCACCUAUUUUCUUUAUAUGGCCUGCUGACUACAACUAGUGUGAGAUGCAGGCUUCAGGGAAUGAAGGAAUGUGAGGACAUGCUUUGAACAUGCUGAGUUAGCACUGUUGGGAGGAGAUGCAGUCCUGUCCUAGUGCCAUCACAGAGGUUUGUUUUGGGAAUUUGGGGAACUAAACUACAGCCAAGUCAUCUUUACUCUUUCUUCCCUUUUUUUUUCUUUAUGUUAUUUUCAGUUGAAUUCAUUCUCCAGGAUGCUUGACUAUAAAGUUGUACAGAUUGCUGUGCCAGACUAAGGAAGAGACUUGGCAUGGGAAUAAGUGGGCAGGAGCAGAGGAGGACAGGACAGCUGUCUGCAGCUGUACUGGCUUGGUUUUUCUUGGAAUAUCUGUGACUGUGAAGACCUCUUGUUCUGUUAACUGCUACUCCCAUGACAGCCAUUUUUGUAUAAAAUACCUAAUAAAAUAUAUUUGCCGUGCUGGUCCUAAGUAUUUUUGAAAAUAUGCUUUUAGUUGCAAGCAGAUUUUUAUAGGUGGUAGUGUACAAGUCAAUAACUGAUACACAGAUAAUAGAUUUUUCCUGUCACCUCAAAACUAACUGCUUGUGUCCUCCCUGAGAGCAGAUACUAACUUAGGUAUACUUCAUCUUCUUGACAUUAAGCUGAUUUUGGUGCCUGUCUCACAAUAGAAUUGUCAUCAUCUCUCAGUCAGAUCCAUUCCCCUCUUUUGCCAGUAGAGAGAUCAGGAAAUUACAAAUGAUUCUCCAUUUUGGGGGUGGGAGAAGAUGUGAAUGAGAACCAGAGAAAUGCUGCCUAUCUGUGUUCUCUAGGUUUCUGGGUCUCUCUCUAGCUGUUUUUUUCUUGCUCUCUAAGCUUUUUUUUUUUUUCCUACAAGGAAUCUACUACCGUUCAUUUGUCAAAACAGUUCGAGUGCUGCUUUAAAUCAGCAGUGCCCCAUAUGGCAAAGAGGCAGAAUACUGAUUGUUUUCAGGAAUAAUUUCCUGGCUCUAGUAAUUAUUAGAGUGAGUCAGCAGCUGAAAAGUAAAGGUGUCUUAUACAAAUGAAAAGUGGCUUGGAUUUGUCAUGAUAACUAAUGCAAGCUCACAGGGUUUCAGCCGUUGUUUACGCGUUGAUAUAUCGUAAAUGCUAAUGAGUGUUAAUUACUUGGUUAGUAGAGGUUGAUGUAGGAGCAAACACAACUUUGUUCUAAAGUGAGUAUCAGUGUUUCAGGCUGCAGUAACUCGUAAGCUGAGUGAGCUUUGUGUCUUAUGUCUCAAGAUAUCCUUGGACAAAUAUUGUAUAUACUUACAUUACUGCUUGAGUACUUGAAUGCUCUUUUGAAGGGGGUGUAACCCAUCCUUCUUAGCGCUUUCCUGCAUGUUAUAACUUGACUACUGCUAUUCAUUUUAAUAGCUUGUUUCGCUUGGUAAUUAAAGGAAUUGGAAUUUUUUUACCCUCCAUUUCUUUAUGUCGAAGAGGUACUUCCUGACAGCCUUUUCUGACGUUGGGAUUUCCCAGGGGCUGGGAUGCAGCGAUGCAGGACCCUGGAGAGCGCCGGGAUGCGGGGGCUGCGGGUCCCGAGGGGGCACCGGCCAUCGCCUCCUCCGCCCUUACACAGUCCCCAGGGUGUGGUGUGUAAUACCUCUCCGACUGGGAUUGCUUUCCUGCUGUGCCUUCACCUCAGGCCUUAAUGUUGGACUUUGCCUUUGUCAGCCAGCUGUUGCCAUGAAAAUACCAGUCUUCAUACUCGCUGGUCUCCUUGUGCAUUGUGUGUUCUUGGUCUCCAUUUUUGACAUCUACUUCAGCUCUCCCCUGGUCCAUGGAAUGACCCCUCAGCAGACUCCACUGCCACCUCCAGCAAAACGUCUUGUACUCUUUGUUGCUGAUGGUCUGCGAGCAGAUUCGCUCUAUGAAUUGAACAGCAAUGGCACACCCCAGGCACCUUACCUGCGGGGUAUUCUAGAGAACAAUGGCAGCUGGGGAAUCUCUCAUACCCGGGUCCCGACAGAAUCCAGGCCGGGGCACGUUGCACUUAUAGCUGGAUUUUAUGAAGAUGUCAGUGCUGUUGCUAAAGGAUGGAAGGAGAAUCCAGUGGAAUUUGACUCUGUUUUCAAUGAAAGUAAAUAUACCUGGAGUUGGGGAAGCCCAGAUAUUUUGCCAAUGUUUGCAAAAGGUGCUACUGGAGAUCACGUUUAUACAUUUUGUUACACAGCAGAAAGUGAAGACUUUGGAGCACAAGAUGCAGCCAAGCUUGACCUAUGGGUUUUUGAUCAUGUUAAGAGCUUCUUUAAUUCUUCUAGAAGUAAUCAAACAUUGUUCUCUGCACUGAAUGAAGAGAAAGUGGUUCUGUUCCUACAUUUGCUAGGCAUAGACACAAAUGGACAUGCUCAUCGGCCAAACUCAAGGGAAUACAAGGAGAAUAUUAAAAAGGUGGAUGAGGGUGUGAAAGAAAUUGCAUCAAUGAUUGACCAUUUCUAUGGAAAUGAUGGAAAAACUUCAUUUAUUUUAACUUCUGACCAUGGAAUGACAGAUUGGGGAUCCCAUGGAGCUGGUCAUCCUUCAGAAACUUUAACACCACUGAUUGUGUGGGGUGCUGGAAUAAAUUACCCACAGAAAGUUACAUCCCAGUUCUUUGAAGACAAUUUUUUGAAAGAGUGGAAGCUGGAGAACUUGAAGAGGCUUGAUGUCAAUCAGGCUGAUAUAGCACCGCUGAUGGCUUCCCUUAUCGGUGUGCCUUUUCCCCUGAAUUCUGUGGGGACUCUGCCUCUGGAAUAUCUGAACAAUAGUGCUCAUUUCAAAGCAGAGAGCAUGUUUACCAACGCUGUUCAAAUUCUUGAGCAAUUUAAGGUUAAGAUGAGUCAGAAAAAGGAAAAUACACUGUCAUUUCUGUUCACACCAUUCAAACCACUUUCUGAUUCUGAACAAAUAAACUUUUUAAAGAAAAUAAGACUAUGUAUUCAGCAGCAGAAGUACAAUGAAGCGGUAUCCUUGUGCAAAACCCUGAUUAACCUUGCUUUGGAAGGCUUGUCAUAUUACCAUACUUACGAUAGAUUGUUCCUGGGUCUAAGUAUUGCAAUGAGUUUUGUGGGCUGGACGACUUACGUGAUUUUGGUGAUUAUCAAGACCCAUACCAAUUUGACCAAGACUGUCCCAACUAAUAAUAAGAAAUCUGCUGUUCUCUUCUAUGGUUUUACCUUUGCUGGAAUGAUAAUAGCUUUUUUCCUGUUGAUUCAGACAUGUCCUUGGACAUACUAUGUAUACUGUCUCUUGCCAGUACCAGUAUGGUAUGCAGUUGUGAGAGAAAUUCCUGUUAUUCAAGACCUUGCUGCAAAUGUUUUGUCACUACGUAUCAGUCAGUCUAUAGGAUUCCUCUUGGUUUGUAUACUGGGAAUUGAAAUACUAGUCUUCAGCUUUUUCUACCGCUCUGCGCUUACUGUUGGUCUUCUUGUCUUUGCUGGCUGGCCAGUGAUCACACAGCUCUGGGUUCAAGCAAAGACAAUAGCCUUGAUCUGGACUCUUUUGUGUGUGCUCCUUGCAAUAUUUCCAUUAAUGCCUGUUGUAGGAAGAGAACCAAACAUUCCUCUGGUAAUAGCAGCUGGUUUGCUGACCCUCUUGAUCUCUUGCUUCUCACUGGCAUCUCUUUGUGGAAACAAAAAUAAGUACAGAAAUAAUGAAGAUCUGAAAGUAUAUUUUUAUCAGAUGUUGAGUAUUGGUCUUUCGACAUAUGUUGUGAGCAGUACCCAUGACAGUCUUAAGAACAAACUGGGAUUGCCUGUAUUGAAUCAAAUUGUUAGCUGGAUGAUUCUAGUUUCUUCCCCAGUGCUGCUGUUACUGAGCCCCACGUUUCUCUUUCAGCGACUGUUCAGCAUAUUGCUCUCCCUGAUGUCCACCUACCUGCUCCUCAGCACAGGAUACGAAGCUCUCUUUCCACUGGUACUAUUUGGUUUGAUGUUUGUGUGGAUAAAUAUGGAGCAAGAAGCACUGCAGCACUAUGGUCUUUCACUCAAACCAAAGCUUGCUGUUUUCAACUUUGCCUAUGCUGUGGAUAUAACUCAGUUUCGACAGCUCCACCUAGAUGAUGUUCGGAGAUCCUUCUUCUUUGUUUUCUUCAUAGUGACAGCCUUUUUUGGCACCGGAAACAUAGCUUCUAUUAACAGUUUUGAUCCUGCUUCUGUCUAUUGUUUCUUGACUGUGUUCAGUCCCUUCAUGAUGGGAGGCUUGCUUGUACUGAAGGUUGUAAUCCCAUUUGUUCUGGUAUCAUGUGCUUUCGAAGCUGUUCAAGUCACAACACAGCUGUCUUCUAAGAGCCUUUUCCUCAUUGUUCUUGUGAUUUCAGACAUUAUGGCUUUGCAUUUUUUCUUUUUGGUGAAAGAUUAUGGAAGCUGGCUGGAUAUCGGAACAAGCAUUAGCCACUAUGUGCUGGUGAUGUCGCUGACCAUAUUUAUGAUGCUGAUGAAUGGACUGGCCCAGCUGUUAACCACACAGAGGCUUGAGCUUCCCAGAAGGACUAAGCACCAUUCCACGUGAUAAAGUGAUAAGUGUUCCCACCUUGUUCAAAUCCUCAGGCUUCCUCUGAACCAGUGUCUGCCUCCAGAAUGUAAAUAUGACUUAAUGGACUAGAGUGCCAAAAUCCCAUUCAGGGAUCAGAGUGCUCUGUUGAUUCAGAUUAAAUACUGUCACGUGACUGAAAUUUGCAUUUGAGAAUUGCCAUUUAGGCAUCGAUGGGGAUAAAAAAGCCUCUGUUUUAUUCUCCAAGCAUACAUAUUUAUUGAAAAUAAAAACAGCAACAAAAUUCUUUUUUAAAAUAAAUAGGCAACUGUCUUUUGUAGUUGGUUUGUUUGGAGUUUUUUUGGUAGUUAUAACUUGUCUGCCAGCUGUUUGUCUCACGCGUACUCUCAUUAGGAGUCUGCAAAGUUCCAGCUUCAUUUCAUGCCUCGCAUAAGCACCUCACCGACUAAGGCGUAAAUGAAAUCGGUCUGGGCAGGUCACUGAUUUGUGUGUAACUGAUGUGGCAUACGCUUUUCAGUACCUCUGAGCCUGGCUGUGCAUUUUGCGACCGUGUCAGUGUGUGUGUGUGAGAAUAUGUUGAGGCAGGUUAAGGCUGUUGUGCUGUGAGGAUGUUGCUGUAAGACAACAUCUUUUAAAAGCUAAUCUCACUGUGAAUUGCUGCCACUGCCUGUGCUUCUCCUGCUGCCUCCUGUGCUUUGGGCGGGCUGAGCAGUAUGCCACUCAGGUGGCUGAUCCAAAUGAAAAGAAACCUGAUUAAAGGACAGUAAAUAGCAUUUGAAUUCCCUGGUCCAGUUCAUGACAGGGUAGGCAGGAAGGAUAGGGCUUAUUGUUUCUGAGGCAGCCCAGAGUUAGAUCAGCAUAAAGAGGUCAUGAAACCAGCUGGAGAUGCUGGUUUGCAGAGAGUGAUGCCACAUGGAAGCUUUUCUCUUUGUUUCCAUGUUUUUCUUUCCGCUUGCGUUCUGCUCCUGAUUACAAGUGUCGGUAUAGGCUGCACCAUGAAUCAAAUGCAGACACAAAUCCCCUGGCUGUACGCUGAUUACAAGUGAGAGCAAAGAGCCAGGGUGCCUAGAGGCUUUGCUGUUGUGAGUGCUCCUGGGGACUGAGUAACCGUGAAUCCAUUGCUUUUGAGAUAGCCUUGUAACCUUGUAGCCCUUCCAACACCAAGCAUCAGCUUCCCUGCCACUGACCUUAGCUGAUUACAUAUCGCAAACUACAGUACCCACCUACACCUCAGUGCUUCAUCAUUCCCUGAAGUCAUCUCUUGUGAGAAUUAUACCGACAUUAUAUCUACUGAAGUAAAAAUUGUAUUUUCUGUUAGGUGUCCUGCUUUGAAACAGCUUUUUCCAUCUACACCAUCACUAAAAGAGCCUUUGAAGCAGAUCCCUUUGCACAGUGAAGGAAGCAAGGAAAUGAAGAAGCAUUGUUCAUUCUGUCCCAGUCUAUGAUGGCAUCACUAAAAAUUGCGCUACGUAAUAUCCCUGUGUCACACUCCCAGUUUGCAGCCAGGUCUUCCUGUGUGGGAGCUGGUAAAUAUGGGACAUGAUGCUGGUAACCAAGGCCAGACCUGCAUCGUGAGGGCUGCUCCAAUUCUCUUUCCAGCCAUCUGGCGUUUCGCCAUGGUCACAUGUCUGUUUAACACUCUGGAAACUAGUCAUCCCUCUGCAGGAAGUUUGGCUGGGAGAAACCAGUCACAAACCUCCAUCUGCUUUUUGAGUACUAGGGAAAAAAAUCUCAUCAGGGGCCUGCAGUCAUCCAUACAGCUUUGGAGUGCCUCUUGAGAGCGUCUGAGCACCAGAGAGGGAGUAAUUUUUUCUACUAGAUAGUGGUCCAGUGGUCCUACUGGGCAUGUUGCUAGCACAGCUGGCCUCAGUUGUGGAAGCUAUUUUGCAUUUGUUUCAAGCUAUACCUGCAGACCUCACAGCGGAAGGUGGGUGUGUGCCCACUGGUGGUAGUUGUGCCAUACGGCCAAGGCAAGGAGCAACAUGAGCAGGUGGAAAGUUGCCACUACAGCAAAGCCUAUGCGUAGUAGAACAAGCCACACUUGUUCUUGGAUCCAGUAAGUAUCCUUUACAGAGAGCUAUCGUCACCUCAGCCCCACUCUGCAAGUAUCUACAGUGUGCUCUGUCACUGCAGGGUACUGCAUCGUCAGCUCUGUGUGACCUAACUGAUGUAUUGACACCUCUGUCUCCACUGCUGUCACUUCAGUACACACGGCUAUAAGCCACUGACCAUCCCAGUCUCCAUUGCUGGAGUGAUUUCUUUGCAGACCUGCUGUUUGUAGAGCAAAUUCACUGAUGGGAGCAGCCAAACAGCUGGCCAUUGGUAUGACAUGAAGAAACUGAAAAAGCAGUAAUGUGGGACUCACAGGGCUGCCACUCCCAAGGCACAUCUUCUGCAAGCUUGUCAAAACUGCUUGUUAUCUAUGACAAGGCCAAGUGGAUGUCCUACUUAUUAAGAGAAGGCACUGGAGGUACACACUGCUGGUUCUGCAGGCUCCCCAGGAGAACACACGGGAGCUCAAGCCUGAUGUCUUUUCUCACCGCAGGGGGCUGGUAAUAAAACAGUAUCUCAGCCCAGUGAGUCUGGUGCUGCUGAUCUGUGGUGGUAGGGAUAAUCUAUAUACUCUUGUAUGCAGACAAGGAAAUGGAUGUGCAAAGUACAGCCUGCAUCAAUUGCUCUUUCUGCUUUAUGGUUUCCAUAGCGCACUUUUGUACAAAACAGGGUUUGUUUCUUACAUCUGUUCUUGUAAGAGGAGAAAGGGGACGAUGAGCACAGUGCAACGUUUGCAACACACACGUUGUUUUUCCCCAGUGCUGCUCUGCAGGUGUGUAGUCUUGUUUGCCAUUUUCUCUGGUGCGGCCAGGGUGGUUAGCAACCUUAGCUGACCUUUCUCCCGCUGGUUCCUUGCAUCUCUGUGCCAUUUGUGAAUUUGGUUUCUAUCUGAAGCUGCGGGAGUGCUGGAGAACAGCUCUCAUGGAGAGGCAGGAUUGGCUGUGCUAUUCUCACAUUUCCCCAGGGGAAGUUCUUGCUGGAGUCUUGGCCUGCACUCUUGGGUUGACUCCAACACAGGGAGGUGUCAAAAAUUCUCCCACUCAGCUACUUUAUACAGCCACAUGGGAUGUGUGACAAAGUCAACUCUUCCUUCCCACAGAUACAUGUUCGUCUCCAGAAACAAAUGUCAUCAGCAAUGAAAUGUCCUCCCCAACCGUAGCAGCUAAGGUAGGGAAUAAAAUUUAGUGCUCAGCUGGGUUUAAGCUUUCUUUUGUUCUACUUGUGGGUCUUCAAGCAUUAUCCCUCCUCAUGGGAUUCAUACAGGACUCAGGCCAGAGAAAGGGGCAUUCUGAGCCUUCCAGGUCAGCCUGUAUGUUUUCAAGGGCAUGAAGACAGAAUUACCACCAGCCCUCUUGCCUGCAUUCUUUCACCUGUAGCAGAGCUGCAGGUGACUACAAGACUACAUGACUACAAGAGCACAUGAGGCUCCAGAGAGUGAAAACUUCAGGGAGGAAAAGAAAGGUAGAUUGAAAUUGUUAUUUAUGCCUGGGACUGCACCUUUGCAAGAAGCUUCUAUCUUCUUGCUUUCAGAUCCGUGGACCCCUGAAGAGCUAACCAUAAACCUGGAGUGCCCAUCAGGUGGUGUAAUGUGAGAGAAGUUAUGCUGAAGUGCAGCUGAUACAAAGACCUUGUAGUCUUCAGCUCUAGGAAUUGUUCUUUGCUAUUGUGCUAUCAAGGCUGUACAAGGCAGCCUUUUGAUAUCAGGGAGUGAGCCAUUUCUUCAGAUAUGAUGAAGCUUAGAUUGUAUCAAGACCUCUUAUGACUCAAACUAAAUGACUUCCCCUUCUGCCUCACUGAGUAAAUCAGAUUUUACAAGCUUUGGCAAUUUCAGUGCAUGCCAUAUCUGUUAGUUGUAAGUCUGCUACAGUCUUCACGUUCUUGAAUGAGAACAAAGAUAUGAAUGAACUUAAUGGUCUUACCCAAACCUUAAACUGCAGUGUCUGGUUUGGCCAAGCCAUAAUAUAAAUGUUAUUUCAGCUCCUACCAUUCCAGCUAAUCUAUAAGGUUGUGAUGCUUAUUGCUUUUCAAAAUUGUCCAUGUGAAUCCUGCAGUCCCUUUUCCUGUGGCUUUGGAGUGUUCAGGGUACUCCUCCGAGAUGCCUUUGGCAAAAAAGAUUAGAGCAUGGAGGGUACCCUGCUUGCUUCUGCAUCCUGAUAGAUGUGGGGUGCUCUGAGCAGAAGCCAGCUGAAGAGACUAUUUUGGGGAGCUGUAGUUGGGGUAGAGAAGGGAGAACAUCUCUGUCUUGCAUCUGCUCUGGGGUGUGCUGUGUGCCACAGUAGUAGGGCAGCUCCAGAUGCCCCCUUCUCCAUCAUCACAUGGCUUCAUCCAGCCUGAAGGCAAGAAACUUUCUUCUCCUACAUGUUGCCCUUGGGCAGCUGCUUUGUGAGCUGCCAGGCUGGGGGUGGUUUGGGAACCUGUCUUGCAGUGCUGCCACAUGUGCGGGACAGUCCCAGAUCAGUCCUGGUCAUCCAUGUGACAGGGCUUGUGGUGAGCUGGAAUUGACUGUCAUAGCAGCUGGUGGUCACCAAACUAUUUACAGUUCUCACUAGUCUCUCUUGGACUAGUUAUAUUUAUAAGGAUAUGCAGAGUUGAGUCUAGUUCAUUGGUUUAAAGAAGCUCUGAAUUCAGCUGUUUCCUGCAAGGGCUCCCUCCUCACCCUAGGGCUCCCUCACUAGGGCAGGGCACAGUUUUUUUAACAUUUGAGGACUGAAAGGGAGAAGGAGAAGGCUCGAAAGCAUGGCACUCAUCCUCUUCCCAUGACCUUUGAAAUCAAGCUUGUCGAUAUUUUCUUCAUUUGUUUAUUUAUUGACUUAUGCUCGCCAAGCUUCAUAACUUUCUGACUUUGAAGGUGGAUAACAUAAGAUGGAAACAUAAAAAUGCACCUUGUUUUGUUUGCAUUUUAUUUUCCAUUUGUGUUGUAAGAGCAAAUGCUAUUUUUCCUUUUCACCUUACAUAAGGUGAAGCUGACAUACAAGUUUACAUGUCAUUAAGGUCAAUACCACUGGCAAACUUGUUAAUGGCUGAAUAUCAUCCAGUGCUUUCUUGAGACAGGGAGAGAAAGCACCACACUAAGAUCCCACAGCCAUCAAUGACUGCAAUGGGGCACGACCAGCCACAGAGCCCACUUCUGCUCUGAAUUUCUUGCUAUCUGCUUCUCAGGGUAUCACCUUGGCCGCGAGGCAGUCCUUCCUGACCUGAACUGUCCUGUGACCAGGUGUACAGGCUACCAAGUCCUGCAUAUGCCCAGUGCUUGGGCCAGUGGCUGAGCAAGGGAUGGGAUAGGGCAGAGUCAGGCCUGGGGAAUUUCAGUGUAAAUCGCUGCAAAAGCACUCACACCCAGGUCCAACGUUUUUGCCUCACAGCAAAAAGGGAGGAGAAAUAUGAGAAAGCCAUGAGCCACUAGCAUGGCUCUUCACUGUUCCCCCUGCCACCUCUUCCUUCUCGAGGGGUUUGCAGUGUUGCUCCAGCAGUACCUACCCAAGCCCAAUCCCAAGCUUCAGCAACCACAAGCUGAUCCAAAGGGCAUGUGUCCAGUAACAAACGUUCCAGAAAUGAAUCACUGGCAUUUAGGGCUGGGAUAAUCUCUGACCAAGACCUAGACUCCUCUAAUUAAACUUAGUUUGUUGCUCUUGCAGAAAUGCUGAAGGACAAGGCAUUCGCAGUGCAGUUCUCAUAUUGACUUUCUGUGGAGUAACCUUUAUAUAUCUCAAUAGACGUGGCCUUUUGGUGCUGGACAUCAUUAUUCUGCCUUCUUGGCAUGUGAGACAGUGCAAGACAAAAACUGCAGAGUAAUUUCAGCAGGGGCUGAAAUUUGGUGGUGUGAGUCCCGAUGAGCACACAAGCAGACACAGGCUCUGAAAAUAUUGCAAUUUUAUUUUUGUAUCAAUUUCCAUAUUAAGUUAAGAGACGCUAGAACUUAUUGUACAAAGCACUGCUAUCCAGAGCUAUAUUUAGCUGCUCAGAUGUUUGUGUCUCCAUCUCACUAGAUCUCCAGAAAUGAGUGGAUAUUUUCCAUCGUGGGCUUCAAGUAGGAAGCUUGUUAUAUCUGACCUACUGUGAAAGGAAAAUAUCUGUUUCGCCACCAUGCAUUUUUUCAUACAAGUGGUAUCUUUCUGUGUCUCUUCUACAUUAACACAUUAUAUUUCCUUUAAAAUGCUACAAAUUUAUUUGCUUUAACGUAACUUGGUAAUUAACUGGUAGUUACAGACAAAAGUAGAAGUGAGCAUGCAUGUCAUUUUGAAAGAAUUACAUCGUGCAGGAAAACAUCCUAGUAUUUGGGAUGAUGGCCAAAUCUCCCUCCAGGACCUGGACUGAACACAGGCCUUCUGAAAUCUUGUCUGAGCCUCCUCCUUUUCCCAGGGCUUUAUUUCCCUACCAAUCCCAAAACAGCCAUGCAGUGAACCCUGCCCAAGAUUUUCUUCCCAAGCAUGGCUUUCAGUGGUUCCCCUCAAGGAUCCCUCCUACCCUUGUUCCUCCAGAGGCCUGUGUGGCCUGGGACCUGCCAGUCCAAGUCUGCAGCAGAAGCUUGGGAACAUUUGCAGAGUCAGCGCCUGAGCUCAGGACAGUUCAAGGGAUAAGUUUUGUCCUGUUCAGUAGUUCAUGAUGGCAACCAGUCUAUCGUGAGGGAGCCUCUUUCCUUAGUUGGCUGCUUUUUUGUUUGUUUGUUUGUUUGUUUGUUUGUGGGAUUAUUUAUACUUAAAGCUUGAGGUUCAGGUUUUUUCAAUUAAUGAUUUUGAGACCAGCUGUUGACAUUAAUUCGUUUUAAUAUGAUUCAAUCUGAGCAGUGUUCAAGCUUCCUCUUUAAAAAAGUAGCUGACUGCAGGGGUUUUUUUUUCAGGCAGUUUGCUUGACAGAGAAUAAAUUUUUACAAAAAGUUGCUCUACAGAGCAAGGGAUUAGACUCUCAUUUUCCCUUCCCAGUAUUCAUUUCUUGCAAAAGUACCUGACACCUGGGGAAAAGCAGCCUUUUCAUUAGUGGGUGCACAGAAGUCCCCACAGGCAGGAGCAUAGAAUAACUGGCUCUGCAAUCUACAGAACUGCAACUAAUUGUAUUUUAAGGCCCUAUUUCAGUGAGGUACCAUUGCUGCUUAUCGUUCCAAUACAAUAUAUAGGAACCGAAUGGCAGUAACUAUAUUUUUCUCUCCCGUGGCAAUUUUAAUUCUUUGUGAAAAAUCAUGGGAGCUGUGAGCUUUCUGAAUACAAAGCAACAGGGCACAGGUAAGUGGAGGUGACAUUCCCCUGUAGUUCACAGCAAUUAACCUCAGGAGGGAAAGAAAAAUUAAAAUGGUCACUGAUGUUUGGGAGAAUUACCUUGUGAUACACUGCAGAUACCCUUGUAGGCAGUUAUGUGCCUUAAUCUGUGCCAAAGUUACACAAACAUGCUUGUGGUAGGUUUGACAGCUUGCUCUCUUUCUCACUCUCAGUGGGGUGGAAGAUGGAUAGAAGUACAUGCUUCUAAAGGCAAAACGCGUGAUAGUUGUCAGGUUAGAGCUAAAUGGCAUUAUUUAUUUCCUUAUUUUGCAAGUCUGUGAAGGCGUCUGACUAUUAAGAAGAGGAACACGGUAAUGAUUCUGUUUAAUUAAGGGAGAAGUAACUUUCUUGCCAGUUCUAAGUGCUUCUUGAUCUAUCUGAGGUGUCGCAGGACCGGAGAACUCCUACAAAGGGCUGAGAAAGCAUUAUUUGUGCUCGCUGCGCAGAGCUUUGUGAAAGCAAUUUACAUAUUUGCACACUGAAGCAUAACUACCAGAACAUAAGCAGGGUGAUAAAUGAUUAACUAUAAAAGAUUGACAGUUUGGGCAAAUAUCCAGCAGAGCACUUAAGUGUGUGCUUAACUUCAAACAGCCUGGGCCUGCUGACGUUGUCAGGUUCUCUCUUAAGUUCAAGAAAUCACUUAUGCACUUUAGUUAAAUGCAUGCUUAAGUGACCUGGAGGAGCAGAGUCUGGCUAAGCGAGUUUAUAAAGAGGAAAAACUUUCUUGUAUAAUGCUUAAAUUGGGAUGGCAGCUGUAAGCAGGACUCUAAACAGAUCAGAACUCAUCACAGACGGAGCAUUCCCAGGUCCUCUUAAUGAAGUGGGAGUUGUCAGUUGCCUAGCAUUUCUCAGACACAGGGCAAGAAUAGAGGUAUUCCAGCAAAAGACUAGUCUGUCCAUUUCAGAACAAUUUUUUGUUCUGUGCAUUUUGUUCUGGUUUGGUUUUAAUUUGGGGGAACAUAAACAUACUAAAUAUUUUAUUGUUGUUCUGUGAAAAUCACACUCUGCUUUGGCCAAAUGUUGCUUUCACUAAAUGGUUUAAUUGUAAAUAGAAUUAGGAAAAAAAAAAAACAAAGCAAAAACGAAACCUCCAACCUCCCAACAUUGUUUUCAUUUUCCAGUAAUUUGAAACUCUUCUCCAGCAUUCAUCUCGCACUGGCCUCAUGCUACUCACCAGGAAUACUGUUAGUAACUUUGCUUCAUGGCAAGCCAACUUUAUUUACAGUGUAUUGGAAGUUCCUGCAGCUGAAGGUUGAAGACAAGUGUUAAUCAAAAGUUAAAAGUCAUCAGGGUCGUUCUGAUGAAGUUGGUUUUGGUCUCCAUGUAACAAUGCAGGAAUAUUUUCAUGCACCUGAGUGAAAUUUAGCAAACUAGAACUACAAAUGAAGUCCAGUGCUUCCUCCUUUUAUCCAUUCUGAAGGAGAAUAUUUGGGCUUAUAUGCCUGUCAGUUGUAUGCUCCUUGGUUACCCCUUCCAUCUCCAGCAGAUACCUGGAGAAGAAUGGCUACUGUACGUUCAUCAGGCAUUCACUCAAGCAUACAAUCUUCACAAUGAUCCUUGUGGCCUUUCACACCACCACAGAGCAGUACAUGCUAGUGCUGCAUGUUCUUUCCAUUUUGGGAAGCUUUUUGACUCUCUGAUUUUAUUUUUAUUGUAUUUUACCUCUGAUCUCAUAUCUCUUAAAAUACAUCUGAAGUUCUUGCUAUUUGGGUGAAGCUUAAUUAAAGUGUGUCAGUGUGAUGGUGUCUUUCAUUCAGGAGACAUGUAGGAAGAUGAUGAUCUCCUUUUCUUGAAUAAACAUGAAUCAAUUCAGUACCCAAAACAUUGGCUCUGAAUAAUUAACAAGAAGUAGUGUGAUGGCUUUGGUCUAGGCCUUCCUGGUAACCAGCUCGUAACCAAGGAAGUGGCCGUGUACCCAGUAUUCCAUACGAUUUUUACGUAAACCAGGGUAUAAAUAAGCUGGAGAUUAGAGACCUCGCUCUCUUCUCUUCCAGCAAGGUUCGGGGGCAGUGGGUCCUUGUGUUGGUCUCGCUUAUCUGGAGCCUGAGGCCUGCAGCGACCGCUGGUCUGCCAUGCAGGGGUUUGGAGAGUGCUGGCCGUGUCUGGCGAUCUUGUUUCUCUGAGGGAGGUGGUGAGAUUUGUUCUGCUAGUUCUUUAUUUUGCUUGUUCUUGGUUUUGAUUGUGUAUAUCUGUUCUGUGUCCCUUUUUGUUCCUUUUUCCCCUUUCCCUUUCCCUUCGGGGGGUGCUCGGAUUCCCCUUGCUGUGUACAUCAGCAUUUUAAUUGUAUAUAACUGUAAUAUACAUAAAAAUAUAUAUUUUUAUAUAAUUAGAUUGAUUUCAGGUUCUUCAGUUUUUAUAGGGUUUCUUUUCCUUUACCCUAAGGGAAGAAGGGAGGGGGAAGUGGUUGUUACUGUGAGUUUGGGCAUUUGGCAGGCAGCCAGGUCCAAACCAUCACAGAUUUUCUUGGUGUCAGAAGUGGAAUUGUUUUGGUUAUCCCGGUUUGUUUUGGAACAGUUGCCGGGAAAACUGCCAAGAUAGGCUUGUUUAUAUAAACAUACCUUUUGUUUAAGAACAGAGAGAGAGAAUAAUAUAACAAUGGCUAUUCUACCUACCUGUUUCUUGGUGUUAGCUAUAUUUGUACUUGUCUUGAUCUACCCUAAAGGGAAAUGCCCAACUGGGGAUGAAUGGGAGGAGUAUAUCCCUUUCCUUGAUUUUGACAUCAGAGGCCUGUUAAAGGAGGCCUUCGUUACAAUUGGCUCCAAUUUUUACUUAAAUUGUUUAGCAACAAUCCUAUUACUGGUGAAGGUAAUGGAAGUGUUAUUUAAAAUUGGAAGAAUGGUGUUGUAUUGCUUUCCUUGUUGUAGAAAAGGCCAGACCUCGAGAGGAUUCGCUGGAACUUUGGGAAGGGUCUUGGAAAGGCCAGUUUCUGGAUGGCAGGAAGCAUGGGUAAAUUUUGGCAAGUUGGUAGGGUGUGUGACACCUCCCAUUAUUUGGGACUUCACACCAGAACAAGUGUCCGAUCCUGAUGAGAUGACACGUUGUUUAGUUGAAGGAUGUCUUUCAUACGAUGACCCAAAUACGCAGCUUCUUGCUUUAUGCUGGGGUCUAGUGACAGCUUAUGGAGCUGCCUUAGAUCACUAUCAAAAGCCUAAGGCUGAGGCAGAAAGUCAAACUAUGUCGCCUGAAACCAAUGAUACCCCUAUUGAGUCCACAGAUGUUGGGAUCCAGACUCAACCUGAAGUCAGCGCCAUCUCUAUUAAGUCGAAUGAGUGUGGGACUCAGACUCAACCAGAAGUCAGCACUGUCUCUAAUGAUUCGACUGAGUGUGGAACACAGACUCAACCUGAAGUCAGCGCCGUCUCUAUUAAUUUGACUGAGUGUGGGACUCAGACCCAACCUGAAGUCAGCGCCGUCUCUAUUGAGUCGACUGAGUGUGGGAGUCAGACUCAACCUGAAGUCAGCACGGCUUCUGCUAAACCUGUUGAAACUGGAGUCCAAACUAUAGAUCUCAUGGACACUGGAACUCAAACUACAACAUCUAAUGUUAAGGCUACAACGGAGAUGGAGACCCAAACUACCAACCCGAGAAUCACUGUUGCCCCCCCAACUAAGAAGAAGAUACAGAUAAGGGAUAAUGCAGGAGCUACAGGCCUAGUUCUGCGAUUAAGGCAUGUAGAAGGAGGAGAAGGAGAAGAAGAAGAAGAAGAAGAAGAAGAAGAAGAAGAAGAAGAAGAAGAAAGGAACAAAGGGACUUGCCAUCCCCACAAAACCUAUCCCAUCCAGGUAUGUAGUAGUGGACGAAUGGAUGGCUGCAAAAGAGGAAGAAGCAGCCACAAGAGAAGGAGCGUGCCGAAAAGAAUUAGGCGUGCGCCCAAAAAAAUUGGGAGCACGCCCAAAGGAAAAGGAAGCGCACCUAAAGGAAGAAGGAGUGGCAGCACAGAUGGCCAAUGAACCACCAAAGAGAAGGCUGACACCCAAACAUACUCUUCUUGACUUUCCAACAGAGGUCACAGAAGAAUGGUUGAGACCUUCAUCCCAAAGUCUGAAGGACGAUUCGCUACCUCCACCCCAUGGGCUUAGACAGCACAGUAGAAACCUAUCCUCACAACAUGCUCAGUCUCUGCCUGCACGUGAGAGAGGCAGAGAGAGAGAGAAAGCAGUUCCGCGUAGAAGCGGCAGAAGGGAAGUGGAAAUGGUUCCAUGUAGGAGAGACCCUUAUUCUCGAGCGGAAGUUGUGCAAACGAGUGAAGUAUUGCGAAUGAUGACCCCAGCAGAGCUCCGGGAUCUACGAAGGGAUUACAUCCGCCGGCCUGGUGAACGAAUUCUCACCUGGCUGGUACGAUGCUGGGACAGUGGGGCCAGAAGCCACUUAUUAGAAGGUCAAGAAGCACAGCAACUAGGAUCCCUUGCUCAAGACCGUGAAAUUGAACAAGAAAUUGCAAGAGAGACAUAUAGUCUCAGUCUCUGGCUCCGGAUCCUCCAUGCUGUGAGGGAAAAAUACCCAUUUAAAGAAUAUUUAAUGAGUUCUCCAAGAAAGUGGACGACUGCAGAAGAAGGCAUCCAGUACCUACGAGAAUUAGCCAUGCUAGAACUUAUUUAUUGUAACCCAGACUAUUACAAUUGCUUAGAACCAGAGAAGAUCUCCUGUACGGAGCUGAUGUGGAGGCAAGUAAUUAAAGGUGCCCCUGCGUCAUUUGUCAACUGCUUAAUAGUAGCAUACAAUCCCAAGACAGAUGAACUGAAUGUGGACACCAUGUGUUCAUGGAUAAGGACCAUAGCGGAAAAUUUGGAGGACUCCUCCAAUGUCCAACACCAACCCACCCAUCUUAGGAAGGCAAGGGAGAGGCCUUAUGAAUAUUCCAGAUAGGAAGACGACUAUAGAGACAGAGAUUAUAGAGACUAUAGAGACAGACCAGUAAAACAGUCUCGACCACGAUUUUGACCUCAGUCUUGAUCUUGGUCUUGGUCUCGUUCACGAUCUCCUUCCUUAGCAUGCAGAAGGAGAGGAAACUCCAGACGCAGAUCACGUAAUCAACUGUGGUCUUAUCUGCGCAGCAAGGGACAAAACAUGAAAAAGUGGGAUGGUGAACCCACUUCCAAACUCGAGGCCAGAGUAAAAGAGUUAAAACAAUAAGAAGCCAAUAAGAAAGUUGUCUACAUGGUUGAUGCAGAUGUCCUGAGGAAAGAACUGAGAUCUCCGAAACACAAAAAGAUGGAGGUCUGCUUUGACAAUGACAAGAAGGCCUCUAAGAAGGCAAAAUCUAAGUCAGAUGACGAAUGCUCUUAUCAAGACCAAUAGAGGGGCCUUGCCUUCUGCCAGGAGAAGGAAA